CUCACAUUUCCACUAUUUCACCGACUUAUGGACUAAACUGUUCCCAGAAAAAAGGGGGUCAAGGAGGAGGCUGCGUCGAGAGUAUAUUUUCCAGGAGAGCCUUCAACAUUGGGGAGGAUCAGACUGAUCCCACCGAGAAGCUGGACAAGGAGAUACAGCACUGGACAGGGGUCCAGCCAUCCAGGACACCAGCUGUGACGAAACAGAAGAAGGCAAACAGGACUGUGGGGUGGAGAGGUGGUGUUGGCUGGGAGAAACUGCGGAGAGCAAUUUGAAGUCACUACUCAAGAUGUUGACUAAGACAGAACAAUUGAAGGUAGCAGAUACUGACCACUGCAAGGAGUCACACAAAACUGUGACUGACAUGAGUGAAGCACCGGACAGCCGUGAGGAGAGAGACAGUUCGGCAAUGGACGAUGGCUGUAAUGCUGAGGAUUUUGGUCCGAGGACAAUGGCUGAUAAGGGGGGGGACAAACAGCCCCUUUCAAAUAGGCAUAGCAAUGAAUUUUCCAGACCGAAAAUGGAUGAUGAAUGUCCACAAAGCUCUAAGGGCAGAAGCAGCUUGAUGUUGGACGAACACUUAUCAAGGGACACAAUGGAGCUGAGUCAUAGUAAAAAGGAGUUGGAGGUGUUGGAGGCAAUCACAAAUUUGUUACUGAACAACAGAGAGGACAGUACUACUGUUCACUGGGUGGAGUGGUGCAAGACUGCUGUUGAUGAUCUUGAGGGACCUCAGCUGGACAAUGGUCUACCAUGUCAACCCUACACUAUAGAGACAGCAAAUGAUGUGCUGUACAGCUGUGAGGAGAGAGACAGUUUGCUGAUGGAUGAAGAGUGCGAUGAUGAGCAUUUCUCCUUGAGCACAAUGAGGAGUGUGAAAGGGAGGGGGUGCGUGCAGUCCGUUUUGAGCACACACAGCAACGAGAUCGUAAGACCCGAGUUCAGUGGACGAGCUGAAACGGAAUAUGAAAUUUUCGCGAGAGGGAAGGAAGAACAGCGCUGUAGAACAAGUACUACAGAUAGUGGAAAGGAUUCUGGCAGAGGAUCUAUGUACAGUUUAGACAGCAUUUAGGAAUGUGUCAGUGACAGAGCUGCUUAAUACAGCACAAU
Molecule: messenger RNA, 1110 nt
Organism: Scleropages formosus (Asian bonytongue)
Lineage: Eukaryota; Metazoa; Chordata; Actinopteri; Osteoglossiformes; Osteoglossidae
Exons: 6
Coding region: 290-1072 (260 amino acids)
Source: RefSeq, a predicted model, not a curated record